This is a messenger RNA of Condylura cristata (star-nosed mole), 1820 nucleotides long. It is a transcript of the gene VRK2, whose product is annotated as vaccinia related kinase 2. Gene Ontology annotation, biological process: peptidyl-serine phosphorylation; signal transduction. The record is from RefSeq and is a predicted model, not a curated record. Bases 292 to 1815 code for a protein of 507 amino acids. NCBI's taxonomy places the organism in Eukaryota, Metazoa, Chordata, Mammalia, Eulipotyphla, Talpidae. The transcript is spliced from 13 exons. Gene Ontology annotation, cellular component: cytoplasm; nucleus. Gene Ontology annotation, molecular function: ATP binding; protein serine/threonine kinase activity.
CUCUCGUGUUCCGGCGUCCUGGGGUCGGCACCCGACCCGCACCUCCACACCCCGAUCUCCGCCUGCCCGGCUCACGCCACGCCGCGCCGCAGGCCUGGGCAGGAGCUGCCGUCGGAGUGAGUCGCCGGGCCUCCAGGCCGCUCCCGGGUGCCCGACCAGAGUGAGGUCCCCGCUUCCUGGUUGGUACUUUACUUUUCCCGAAUCCUUGCUUCUGAGGCCGGCUUAUACUUUUCUCCAACUCCAAGGGAGAACCUGACGCCCCCUUCAGCUCGCGUUUGCCUAAAAGAAGUGAUGCCACCAAGAAGGAAUGAGAAAUACAAGCUUCCUGUUCCACUUCCAGAAGGCAAGAUUUUGGAUGAUACAGAAGGAAAACAGUGGGUGCUGGGAAAAAUGAUUGGCUCUGGAGGAUUUGGAUUGGUGUAUCUAGCUUUCCCCACAAAUAAACCAGAUAGAGAUGCAAGGCAUGUAAUAAAAGUGGAAUAUCAAGAAAAUGGCCCAUUAUUUUCAGAACUUAAAUUUUAUCAAAGAGUUGCCAAAAAAGACUGUAUUAAAAGAUGGAUAGAACACAAACAACUUGAUUAUUUAGGAGUUCCACUCUUUUAUGGAUCUGGUCUGACUGAAUUUAAGGGAAGAAGAUACAGAUUUAUGGUAAUGGAAAGACUGGGAAUAGAUUUACAGAAGAUCUCAGACCAGAACGGACCUUUUAAGAAGUCAACUGUCCUGCAGUUAGGUAUCCGCAUGUUGGAUGUAUUGGAAUAUAUACAUGAAAAUGAAUAUGUUCAUGGUGAUAUAAAAGCAGCAAAUCUACUUUUGGGUUACAAAAACCCAGAUCAGGUUUAUCUUGCAGAUUAUGGGCUAUCCUACAGAUAUUGUCCCAAUGGGAACCACAAACAGUAUCAAGAAAAUCCUAGGAAAAGCCAUAAUGGGACAUUAGAGUUUACCAGCUUGGAUGCCCACAGGGGAGUAGCUCUGUCCAGACGAAGCGACCUUGAAAUCCUCGGCUACUGCAUGCUGCAGUGGUUAUGUGGGAAGCUGCCCUGGGAACGGAACCUGGACGACCCCGUGGCUGUGCAGACUGCUAAAACAAACUUAUUGGAUGAACUCCCUGAGUCAGUGCUUAAAUGGGCUUCUUCUGGAAGUGGUUGCUGUGAACUAGCCCAAUAUUUGGUGUGUGCUCAUAAUUUAGCAUAUGAUGAACAGCCAGACUAUCAAAUGCUUAAGGAAAUUCUGAACCCCAGCGGAAUAUCCUUCGGACCAUUGGAGUUUUGCAGUAGCAGGAGUAUAAAUGCACAUACUCCCAACAAUCAGAAAGUUGAUUUACAAAAGGUUGCAACAAAACAAGUCAAUCAGAUGCAAAAUAGGUUAAAAGAGAAAAAAGCCCACCAUGAAAGAAGUGCUGAGUCCUGUGCAAUGUGGAGAAAAAUGCAGAACAAGAAUCUUAUUGGAUCGCCUGACAAUGAAGUAGCUCAGGAAAGUACAAGGAAGAGACAAAAAUAUUGUCCAUCUCAAGAAUUUUUGAAUGAAGCAAUAAAUGCAACACAAAAUUCCAGCUGUACACAAUGCCUGAAUCCAUCUUAUGAACCUUAUCAAGACUUUAUCAGUCCACAUAAAUUCCACAAGUCAAGACCUCCAUCUUGGGACUUAGACUCUUCCACAACCGCUAUGGAUGCCACAGAAUUAGAAAGUUCUGCAGGAUUUUGGCUUAACAUUUCCCAGUUUACUCUUAGUGAAGAGACAAAGGCAGAAGUAUACUUUUAUGGCUUCAUCAUUUUUUUUCUUUUGGUAUUAGUAUGUCUUGCUCUGUAUUUUCUCUGAGGAUA